GGAGCUCAAAUCAGUGGAGCUCCAGAGCUCAGCGCAAUGACGGCAUUGCACUCGAUCGAAAAACAUUCAGUUCUGUCAACGAUUCAAACAUGUCGACUAUAUGUCUAUACGUAGCACAACUACAACUCCGCAGCUUCAGACGGGGUCUCUCGUCACUAGCUUCCAAUCACAGCAUUAAAGUCUUCCCGCACCCGCAAAUACCAAACCGCUAUCUCCUCUCCUACCUCGACACAAAUCCCCCGAAGCCCGCCCUCGCAAUCGGCACUACAACUACCGUCCCCCCAACCCCAAACUCGUUCCAGGGCAACCCCCGGUUUCUCUCCAUCCUCAACGACGUCCUUGCGAAACAUGCGGCAGACGACCCAGACCUGAAGAGCCAGGCGCGAGCGUUUGCGUCCCCAGGAGGCUUCAGUUUUAUACAAGCACGCAAUCAGCGAGGCACAGGUACUGGUGCCGGGGGCGCCAGUGCCGAGGGCGGUGCUGGCGGCGCAGGCGUGGGCGGCUGGGUCCAUCUCAGCGAUACAAGGAACCCGCCUGAUUUCGGACGGAUUGCUUGGCCGGAAGAUAUCCUUGGCAGCGUCGAAGUUGACGGCAAGGGAGACAUUAUUGGCAAUUAUCAAGCCAGUGGCACUUACCGCAUUGUCACCAAUCAGGGAAUUCUCGGUUUGAGUCCGUUUUUGCAAGAAAAACUGAUAGCUCGACUGAGAGAAGAAGAGAAAAGGGCUUAAGAAGACCAGGGUUUCAGGUUAAGGUCGAAUUCGUACCUCCAUCCUGUCAGCCGGUGCAGUGUACGAUAUGGCUAGAAGAGGUAUGUAAACCCAUUUGCAGACGGAACUAUGGCGCCAAAUAUUGUAAAUAUGUUUGUCUGUCGGAAGCGGAUGGGUUUUCGAGAAGUUGAGCACCCCACAGGCGCCGGAAAUGAUAUAUAAGAGGUGUAAGUGUGACAAAUAUUCUCAUCUAAUUGUCCACUAGCAAAAUCCGAGCACUCUCUAGAUGUUACGUAUUGUCACAGCAAGAUUACUUUCCUCAUGGCUGCAGCUCAAGCACUUGCAAGAACAGAAUUAGGUGCAAACGUUAGCAUAAUAUACAC
Canariomyces notabilis is the source of this 1090-nucleotide messenger RNA. RefSeq lists its product as uncharacterized. The coding region runs from base 90 to 728 and encodes 212 amino acids. The record is from RefSeq and is a predicted model, not a curated record. The transcript has 4 exons. NCBI's taxonomy places the organism in Eukaryota, Fungi, Ascomycota, Sordariomycetes, Sordariales, Chaetomiaceae.